AGUCGUCAAAACCAAUCUCAAAAAGUAUAAGAGGCAGAGGCAGAGGCAGAGGCAGAGAGAAAUGAGAAAUGAAGUGGGACUACUGUUAAGACUUCCCUCUCUUUCUUCCAUGGAUCAUAGGCUUCCUAAAUUGACCAGGAAAACCAUCAGGGUAGAAAUGGUUUCGGAGUCAAAGCAACAGCAUGGAGUUGAUAGGAUUAGUGAAUUGCCUGAUGGAGUUCUUUGUCACAUACUAUCAUUUCUUCCGACAAUAGAUGUUGUGCGGACCACCAUUUUGUCAGCAAGAUGGAAGAACAUAUGGACUUCUGUUUGCAAUCUAGACUUCUCCGACCAAGAUUUUCCUCCAACUUGGAUCUCUCUGAUCGUUUUGUGACAUUUGUUGAUCGCGCACUUUCCUUGCGCUCCUCGUCAGACAUACAGAAAUUUCGAAUAAAGCAAUGCAGGGUUUCGUAUUUCAGUGAUGAGGAUUUCUCUCAUUUUGAAGGCUGGAUUUGCACUGCGAUCAGGCAUAAUGUUGUUGACCUGAAUCUUUUUGUUGGUGUUGAAGAUUACUUGGAACUUAAACACAAAAUGCCUCAAAGCCUUUUCCUGAGCAAUACUCUGGUGAGUUUGAAGCUGUUUGAAAGUUGUUUUAGCUAUGUUCUUCCUACGACAGGGUGUUUCCCAAGUCUCAAGUUCCUAUCUGCUGCGUUUGUUUUUCCUGAUACUCAAUCGAUGGAAAAUCUCUUUUCUCAUUGCCCUGUACUUGAAGAUUUGACUAUAUUGGCAUCCCUUGGAGAUCAGGACAAUUUGAGUGUCAAUAUAUUUACACCUGAAUUGAAGAAAUUAUCAAUAAAUUUGCACACUUAUUCGAUUGAGGGCAAAGAUCGUCUGUCCAGUUGCAUUAUUAAUGCCCCAAAGCUGGAAACCCUUUAUCUCAAGAUGGAUGGUUUGACAUAUUACUUUCUGGAGAAGGCACAUUUUCUAGCCCAGGCCAGACUUGAGUUCAAUGACAGAUGUAAAGAUAACCCUGCUUUUGCUGACCAUGCAAUCAAGUUAUUGGGAGGAAUUUCCAGUGUUCAAGAGCUGUUGCUUUCAGUUUAUUCUUUGGAGGUAUUUAUGGCCUAGCUUCUUUUCGGUCAUCAAAACUAAUUUGUUCCAUUCACUUUUUAGUAGACAGGAGUGAGGCAUGCAUGGAGUAAAAUUGAAGAAAUGUAAGAAAUCAAAUGGCAAUGAGGUUUUGGCUUGUAAAUGAAAGUAUAAAGAAAUAAAGAGUUUGAUUUUAAAGAAGAUUCUCAUACAUCUCCACUGUCCCUCUAUUAUCCAUUUAUUUACCUUAGUUUUUGUUCUCAUCAUUAUUUCGUUGUAAUUUACAUGGUAGUUGUGAGCUUUUUUUUUUCUUUUCCCUCUAUCCCCCUACUUAUAUUUUCAUUCUUGCAGUCGACGAUUGGUAAGAGUUUUUUCUGCAUAAACCACUAUAAAUUUUUCAUGAAUUUUUGUUUGAUCCAUGUUUUAUUUCUAAUGACGGUUUGUUCUCUGCGUAAUUUUAAUAAUUUGACCACAUUGGAGCUGGCUCUUCAAGAAUCUCAGUACUGGGAAUUGCUGAUAGAAAUGCUGAAGAGAUCACCUAAUUUGGAAUGUCUUGAGUUAUGCUAUGAUGUGAGUUGUAUUUUCAGUUAUGUACAUAUGCAAAUUUGCUAUUCUUACUGUACCCCAUAUGUUUCUCAUUAUUUUUUUUAUAACAAUUGUCAGGGUGUUACAUGUCAGGGUUUCUCAUUAUGUUGUUGAUGAACUUCUAUAUACCUCUUUUAAUCUCUA
Messenger RNA from Rosa rugosa (rugosa rose), 1797 nucleotides. Its product is annotated as F-box/FBD/LRR-repeat protein At1g16930-like. Lineage: Eukaryota; Viridiplantae; Streptophyta; Magnoliopsida; Rosales; Rosaceae. The record is from RefSeq and is a predicted model, not a curated record. The transcript has 2 exons. Bases 286 to 1107 code for a protein of 273 amino acids.